Messenger RNA from Dujonia railenensis, 1146 nucleotides. Lineage: Eukaryota; Fungi; Ascomycota; Pichiomycetes; Serinales; Debaryomycetaceae. The record is from the annotation of a GenBank genome assembly.
AUGAGCUUCAUUAUUUCCUUGGGCAUUGGAGCCUUGAGAAACUCAAGGGGAAACCUAUUCAAAACUUCCAAAGUGGCAUUGCAAGCGUUCAAACCACAGCGCCAAACUAUCCGUUCAGUGAAAACUUCAACCGUUGAUUGGAAACCCAUCAAAUCGGGGACCACUGAUUUGGCUAAGAAGGAGCACCAGGUUAAACAUGCUAAAGUGCGUUAUUUUUUUCUUAGUUUGAUGAUCGCCAUGCCCGUAGUGUCGUUUAUAUUAGGAUGCUGGCAGGUACAAAGACUUGACUGGAAGAGUAAGCUCAUUGCCAGAACUGAAAACUCGUUGACUUUACCCCCACUUGAGGAACUUCCAGCUGAUUUGGAUCCCAAUGUGAUACCCGAGUACGAAUAUAGAAAAAUUAAGAUCAGGGGCCAUUUUGAUUACGAGCAAGAGAUGUUCUUGGGCCCCAGGAAGAGACCCGACGGUGAGUUGGGGUACCUUGUGGUGUGUCCCUUUGUUCGUUCAAAUGGUGGGAAGCCCAUACUUGUUGAAAGAGGAUGGAUAUCCAAGGAGAAGAUCGUGCCUUCAACUAGAUCCAGUGGAUACCUUCUGCACUUGGCCCUCCCCAAGGGCGAGAUCGAGAUAGUAGCAAUGUUUAGAGUAAUGCCACCCAGGUCAUACCUUCAAUACUCGCACGACGAAGGUUCAAGGUUGUUCUUCAUUCCAGAUGUGGCUGCUAUGGCUGCGCAGAGUGGUGCCUUGCCAAUUUACUGUCAAGCAGUGUACGAUAUGAGCGAUCAUCCGGAGUAUAGAAGAAACAAUGAGAAAUUGAAUGCGUCAGAGAAGGGUGGACAGGGCGGAAGCGGGUGGUUCUUCUCCAAGGGUAAAUCAACCAGCACGCCCGCUGAAAACAUGUCUAGCUUGCACGACGAUACAGACUCGACGUUGGAGUAUCUUCAAUCUGAAUUUGUUAAUGAAGGUGUGCCAAUUGGUACCGUUCCAAAGGUUGGGUUCAAGAAUAACCACUUGCAGUACUUGGUAACGUGGUUUGCACUCUCGUUCUUCAGUGCUGGGUUAUUGAUCUACUCAUUGGCUAAGGGCCGUAGUUCCCUGGCUGACAAGGUCAUUGCAGCAAAGAGAACGCAUAUGAAGAAGAUGGAAUAA